GUGUGAACAUGUUAUUCGUCGUAAAGAAGAAAGAGUUUGGUAGUUGAGGUUAAGUGGUUUAGCACAUGUACUAUUUAUUAACGUACAUUAAAUAUUUCAUUUGACGCGUGAAGCCAAGAAGAUCGUCUAAACGUGUAGAAAUCAUGUUCCUGUAAAAUGUCAAUAUUAAUGCGUAGUUUUUAUUUAAAGUGUUUAACACCCUUUGCACCACUUUCGAAGAUACAUCCACAUCUUUUUAAACGUUACUCGCAAGCAGUGUUCCGAUUAAAAAUGAAUGAAGCUAUUGUACUUUACGAGGAAGGAAGCAAAAAGUUUGAGAUGUCGCUUCGUUAUGCAAAUCCUGAAUUAAACAUUGACAGGAACUUUAAUUUUGAGAGGCAAGUGGACGAGCCAAUAAAUAAUUUUCUUCAGAGAAUUGAUAAAAACAUUAGCAACUUUCUGAUGAAAAAAGUUAAUCGAAAGAAAAAAAGACAGAAGAAAGACGAAACUCCUGUAGAAAUCCCAGAAAACAAUGUUGAAAACAAUAGGAUCAGAUUUGUAAAAGAUCAAGUUGUUCUUAAUGGUGAACUACCUUGUAAGUCAAUUUUAGAAAGUUCAUCAGAUGUAAAAUUAAUUAUUUUUGAUACAGAAUAUGUAUUGAAGCAAAAUGUACCCUUUAUCACUAAAAUAGAACUACCUUCAAGUAUCUUGAUUGAUUUUCCAACUUACCCUUCCAAAUUGGAAGGAACAAAUAUAGAUAAAACAAAAUCGACUUUCAAUUGGUAUAAAAAUAAAACAAGAGACUGGAUACACGUGGGAGAAGGUUUCUUGUAUCUUCCUAAGAAAUCUGACUUGGGACAUAGAUUAAAAGUAUCUUGUGUACCCAGAAAUAAUACACAAUGUGGGCCUAUAGUAGAGAUUGUAUCAAAUGAUAUAGUACAGAUUGGGCCUGGUCCAUGCCCUUUUGAUACCAGACAUGCAUUUACUAAUGAGAAAUUGUCUGGUAAAAGUUUCAGAGUAACAUCCUACAAUAUAUUAGCCAAUUUAUAUUCAGAAACCUCUUUAUCCAAGGAUACCUUGUAUCCAUACUGCCCUCAGUAUGCAUUAUCUAUGGAUUACAGAAAAUUAUUAAUUCUUAAGGAACUGAUAGGAUUUAAUUCUGAUAUAAUAUGUCUACAAGAAGUGGACAGCAAGGUUUAUACAAAUGAUUUGAUGAUGUCAUUAAAUGAAUUGAAUUAUGAUGGCGUUCUUAAUCUAAAGAACGACAUGCGUGAAGGCCUGGCAAUAUUUUACAACCGAGAAAGGUUCAACAAACUGAUCUGUAAUUAUAGCGUUAUGUCGCAAGGUAUAAAUCUAGAAAAAUUUAAUACUCUUUGGUCUAAAAUUGAAAAUACCAAUGUCAAAGAAAUCUUUAUGAACAGAAACACAAUUAUUCAGAUGAUAGCACUGCAAUCUAAAGAAAAUCCUGAAAUAUUAAUUAUCGGGAAUACACACUUGUAUUUCAAGCCGGAUGCGGAUCAUAUACGUUUGUUACAAUCGUAUUAUGGCUUAGCGUAUUUACAUUCAUUUGCCAAAAAAAUGAAAGAAGAGAAUCCCAGCUGCAACGUUAGUAUUUUAUAUUGCGGCGACUUUAAUAGUACACCAGCAGACGGAGUUUAUGAACUAAUGACUCAGAAAUUUAUACCUGAGGACUACUGCGAUUGGACCACCAGUCCUGUGCAAGAACAUGUGAAGAAUGUAUCUAUUAAACAUGAUUUGAACUUGGCUAGUGCUUGUGGUACUCCAAAAUAUACAAAUUAUACAGCUACCUUUUCUGGUUGUUUGGAUUAUAUAUUUUAUCAAACCGAUCACUUAAAAGUUGAACAAGUCAUACCAAUGCCAAGUGAAGAAGAACUUACCGCGUAUACUGGUCUCCCAUCGGUGGUAUCUCCAAGUGAUCAUAUAUCCUUGUGUGUUGAUUUAAAAUGGUCAAAAUAAAAAUAUGCAUACACACAAA
Molecule: messenger RNA, 1975 nt
Organism: Ceratina calcarata
Lineage: Eukaryota; Metazoa; Arthropoda; Insecta; Hymenoptera; Apidae
Product: 2',5'-phosphodiesterase 12
Exons: 6
Coding region: 157-1956 (599 amino acids)
Biological process (GO): nuclear-transcribed mRNA catabolic process, deadenylation-dependent decay
Cellular component (GO): mitochondrion
Molecular function (GO): 3'-5'-RNA exonuclease activity
Source: RefSeq, a predicted model, not a curated record